Adelges cooleyi (spruce gall adelgid) is the source of this 777-nucleotide messenger RNA. Its product is annotated as methionine aminopeptidase 1-like. The record is from RefSeq and is a predicted model, not a curated record. The transcript is spliced from 5 exons. Bases 1 to 777 code for a protein of 258 amino acids. Lineage: Eukaryota; Metazoa; Arthropoda; Insecta; Hemiptera; Adelgidae.
AUGGAUUAUAAACGUCUGGUACUCCAGACGUUUAUAACCCAUGGCCAAAUUAUGCAUUCACAGGUAAAAAAAAGUCCGUUGCGCCCCAAAAAAACAUCCGCACCGCGUACUGGGUCCGAUCAUAUACCACGACCUGAUUAUGGCGAUCAUCCAGAAGGUAUACCCCUAAGUGAACAACAAGUUAAACUAGCAUCUCACAUCAAAGUGUUGAAUGACGAAGAACUAGGAGAAAUGAAAAUAGCUUGUAAGCUUGGCCGUGAAGUAGCAUUAAUGAUCGAUGUUGGCGUAGUAACCGAUGAAAUCGAUAGAAUAUGUCACGUAGCGUGUGUUGUAAGAGAAUGUUAUCCGUCACCGCUGAACUAUUACAAGUAUCCAAAGUCAUGUUGUACAUCUGUUAAUAGAGUUAUCUGUCAUGGUAUACCGGACAUGAGACCUCUAGCCGACGGAUACAUUUGCAAUGUCGACAUAACUGUAUGUCAUCGAGGAUAUCAUGGCGAUUUGAAUGAAACGUUCUUAAUAGGGAAUGUGUCUAAAACUGCUGAAAAAUUAGUCAAUGUAACAUGGGAAUAUUUACAGAAAGCCAUAAAUACAGUUGAUCGCAUAAGAUACCUACGUCAUAUUUUGUUGUUCAUUUUUUUCCUGAGCAGAGCUAGUGAAAACAUUUGGCCGUUGUGUACACCGCACGGUAUAGCUGAAUCUCGAAAACAAAAACAACGGCUAACUAACCCAGAACCAAGCUUAGCAGUGAAUGUUAUUCGACCUAAAUUUACGUUAUAG